Botrytis porri is the source of this 657-nucleotide messenger RNA. RefSeq lists its product as uncharacterized. The record is from RefSeq and is a predicted model, not a curated record. The transcript has a single exon. Bases 1 to 657 code for a protein of 218 amino acids. Lineage: Eukaryota; Fungi; Ascomycota; Leotiomycetes; Helotiales; Sclerotiniaceae.
AUGUCGGUCGUAUCUUCGAUUGUAACUUCUUCUUUAUCCUGUCCUAUAUCUCCCCAAUCGGAAUCUUUAGUCACAGUAACUCCUCAUCAGCAGUUUGCGAGUUCUAUAGGGGUCCUAGGAUGCAUGAUUGAUACCAAUCGUGUUGCAUAUUGGCCGUCACCACCUGAUUGCGGCGAUACUUUGUGUAUCAAAGUAACCUACAAUAAUCGUUCAGUGAACCUCCUGCAUAUCGAUCACUCUGGCGGUGCUUAUGAUAUCUCCUACGAUGCAUGGAAUUAUCUUUAUGUAGGGGAGCCUGCUACUCAAAAUCCUCAACAAGGUGGAGGGAUUUCUGCAAAAUAUACCAUUUUACCUAUGUCGGAAUGUGCAAAUAUUAUAACAUCUCCAGACAAAAGGCUUCCUCUGUCCGCAGCUAAUUCUAUGAACUAUGUUUCAAGUUGCCUAUCACAAUCUAACUCAUGGACUGCGAGUAACUCUGGAUUGUGGAAUAUUGCGACAUCAGCUUGCACAUUCGGGGUUAAAGAGGAAUGUGUAUUAAAUCUCGCAACCUCAAAUCAACCUGUAUGUCCUCAUCAAUUAGGGCUACAAAUACCCUUGAGAACAUUACCUGUUUUUGAUAUUGAAUAUGGAACAGGUAAUAAGGUCUUAGCUGUUUAA